This is a messenger RNA of Suillus fuscotomentosus, 1740 nucleotides long. RefSeq lists its product as uncharacterized. Bases 1 to 1740 code for a protein of 579 amino acids. Lineage: Eukaryota; Fungi; Basidiomycota; Agaricomycetes; Boletales; Suillaceae. The record is from RefSeq and is a predicted model, not a curated record. The transcript is spliced from 13 exons.
AUGGCAGUCGGAUGGGAUAAACUUGAAGUCUACUGCCACACCUCGAAUGUAUCUGCACACACUUGCGUCGCUGAUACUUGUACAUCUCCCCCUUCAGUGCACUGUAACUCCAAGGCCCCCUCGAAAAGUGCUUCAAAAAACACGCACAAUGGAUCGUUUGCUCUACGCGCAUGUUACAUCAUGCAUGGCAUGCUGGUCAUGAUCCACAUAGUCUUUGUUAUCUUCUAUAUCUGUCAAUCAAAAGACUAUGCAACUUUCUCUUCCACAUCAACAAACAGCGAUUUCUGGUCUGCGAUGCUUAGUGCUUCACUGCAAGCGUUUUAUACUAUAUACACUGGUGUUCUGCUUUUCCUUACCCAACGGCUUGCGAUUUCGAGAACGCUCUCAUUUACCACUAUAGUUAACGCCUCGGUGCCCACAACACUAGGAUGGCCAGAUGAUUCAUCGUACGGCAAUUUCACAAACCUGGGACCCAUUGUUGCAUCCCUACCAGUCAUCAGUCAAUUGACUGGACUGGCGUCUACAGGAUUAGCAAACACGACAUUGUAUGACACCCUUACACUCUUCUCUGACAGCCUUACACCUUACGACACCCCUCUAAUUGGUUCUGAGGCAGGAAUUGUGGUUGUGAAUGCGACAACAGUGACCUCGAGUUGUGGAUUGAUUCCAAAUGUGACAUACUCUGCGAAUACCAGCACAGCAAUCUUUCCGUUCGGGCAAGAUUCUUUAGUGUUUAAUACGAGCAUUCCGAGGCUUUGUUGGGCCAGACCAGAUACAUAUAAUUCCAUGGACUAUGAAGAUUCUGAUGGUGACUCAGAGGACUCGGAGCUCGAUGGUAUCUAUAUUAUGGUAUCCACAUUAUCGGGGAUCGACCCUUCAGUACAAGAUGAGGUCGCCGUAAACACGACUUGGGCUAUCCCCGACAUUGUCACUCCAUACGUCAUACAGGUCUAUUUUAUAUAUUGCUCGUUGUCGGUGAUCACUAUAGAUGAGAAGAUCGGUGCGCAAACCAACAGUCCACCGAGUCCCACGUCCACUGUAUCGCAGCCAUACAUGCAAUGGGAAAUGUACUCAGACUAUCAACUUAAAUUCGGGCAGUCGAAUACUAGUAGUUGGAAAACACAAAUCAGCAAGGCUUUGGCUACGAACUACAGCAGCGGGAUGGUGUUUGAAGGUUUGAAUCUCGCCGCGGAAUAUACACAAUUCCGAGCCCACGGUGCUCUUCCGAUUUUGAAUUUCACUUUGGGACCAAAUGAACUAGAAUUUGCGGUUCCGAGAACAGCUGCACAACUCAUCUGGCUAGCGGGACAAUUGGGCGCAGCCAAUGGAGGAAUUGACCCUGGCAAUGGGUUGGCUUAUGCCGACAUAGACGUCCCCAAAUAUAUCCUACAACUCAAUAUCAACCUUCUUCCGUUGGCUUUCGCGGCGGCUGCAUCAGUGAUCAUGUUGGGACUGGCUCUACAUAUGACCCGAGCAUUCGAUACAUCGCACGACAGACAGGCCCGGGCUGCUAUCCCAAAUAUAGGUGUACAGCAACUCUUGUGGUUGGGUCAUCGUUCAACCUCUGUCAAUGAAGUCCUGGAAGAUGUGCAACAUCCGACAGAGGCCAAUCUGCGUCGAGCAGGCAUGAUAGAUGUUUGUUUUUCGCAUAUAAUACCCGACGAAGGAGAGGUAGAGAGUUCAACUGCCAUCGAUAGUCUCUCUUGUAAUGUCGGCCACCGUCGUGAUGAUAAGGAAUGA